Messenger RNA from Geosmithia morbida, 3594 nucleotides. Its product is annotated as structural maintenance of chromosome 3 (chondroitin sulfate proteoglycan 6). Gene Ontology annotation, cellular component: chromosome. The coding region runs from base 1 to 3594 and encodes 1197 amino acids. NCBI's taxonomy places the organism in Eukaryota, Fungi, Ascomycota, Sordariomycetes, Hypocreales, Bionectriaceae. Gene Ontology annotation, molecular function: ATP binding; ATP hydrolysis activity; double-stranded DNA binding. Gene Ontology annotation, biological process: mitotic sister chromatid cohesion. The record is from RefSeq and is a predicted model, not a curated record. The transcript is spliced from 3 exons.
AUGUAUAUCAAACAAAUCAUUAUACAGGGCUUUAAAAGCUACAAGGAUCAGACAGUCAUCGAGCCUUUCUCACCAAAGACAAACGUCAUUGUCGGUCGCAACGGCUCCGGCAAGAGUAACUUCUUUGGCGCUAUUCGCUUCGUCCUCAGCGAUGCCUACACGCAGAUGAGCCGGGAGGAGCGCCAGGGUCUCCUCCACGAAGGUUCCGGCUCCGCCGUCAUGUCGGCCUACGUCGAGGUCAUCUUCGACAACAGCGAUGACCGUUUUCCCACCGGCAACAAGGAGGUGGUCCUGCGACGAACCAUCGGCCUGAAAAAGGACGAGUACUCGGUCGAUCGCAAGGUCGUGACAAAGAGCGACGUCAUGAACCUGCUCGAGGCGGCCGGCUUCUCGCGCUCGAACCCUUAUUACAUUGUGCCCCAGGGUCGCGUCACCGCCCUGACCAAUAUGAAGGAGUCGGACAGACUCAACCUACUCAAAGAGGUGGCCGGAACCCAGGUGUACGAGGCUCGCAGGGCCGAGUCACUCAAGAUCAUGUCCGAGACCAACAACAAACGUGAGAAGAUUGAUGAGCUGCUCGAGUACAUCAAGGAACGUCUCGCCGAGCUCGAGGAGGAGAAGGAGGAGCUGCGCGGCUACCAGCAAAAAGACCGCGAGAGGCGCUGCCUCGAGUACGCCUACCACUACCGCGAGCAGGUGACGAUACAGGAGACCCUCGAAGACAUCGACAACGCCCGUCAGGAUGGUCUUGAUACGACGGAUUCCAGCCGUUCGGACCUUGUCGCAAGUAAGAAGGCCAUUGCUCAGAUCGACACCGAGAUCCACAAGCUGCGGCGCGAGAUGGAGCUGCUCCAGAUUGAUCGCCGCCAGCUCGAGGAGGACCGCCGUGAAUGCGCCAAGGAUCUGGCCAAGAUUGAGCUGCGUACCAAGAACCUCGAGGAUGGCCGGUCGACUCGUGAACAGGCCCGUGCUCAGCAGACGGCCGAGCUCGAGUCGGUCAAGGCAGAGAUUGCCGCCAAAGAGACCGAGCUCUCGGCCAUCAUCCCCGACUACAACGCGAGGAAGGCCGAGGCAGACGAGGCCAGGAGAAGGCUGGACUCUGCUGAGGCGACACGAUCCCGCCUGUUUGCCAAGCAGAGCCGCGGCUCGCGCUUCAGGAAUAAGGAGGAACGUGACGCCUACCUCCGUAAAGAGAUCCAGGAGCUGUCAAAGACCAUCGAGACCCAGCAGGCCAACAAGAUCGAUACCGACGAAGAGGUUUCCCGUGUCGAGGCGGCCAUCGCCCAGGCCGAGGAGGAUGUCGCCAGUCUUCGAGCACGGCUUGCCAACUGGAAGGGUGACAGGUCGAACCUGGUGGCGGAAGCGACCGAGGCCCGCGACAAGCUAGACAGGCUCAACGACGAGCGAAAGCUUCUCCGCCGAGAGGACGAGAAGCUCAACUCGCAUAUAUCGGGUGCCCGCCAGGAGAAGGAGACGGCUGAGAAGGAGCUCCGCUACACCAUGGACCGCGAGGUCGCCCGUGGUCUGGCCACCAUCCGCCGCCUUAAGCAGGAACAGGAUAUUCCCGGCACGUAUGGAACGGUAGCCGAUCUUCUCGAGGUCAACGACGCCUACAGGGUUGCGGUGGAGCAGACGGCCGGUGCCCGUCUGUUCAACUACGUCGUCGACAACGAGGAUACGGCGACCAAGCUUCUAAACACGUUGCAGAGGCAGCACGGUGGACGUGUGACGUGUCUGCCCCUAUCUCGCCUCCGCACGCGCCAGUCCAACGUGCCCAAGGCGCACGACGCCGUGCCGCUGCUGAGCAAGAUACAAUACGAGCCCAUGUUUGAAAAGGCCUUCCAGCGAAUCUUUGGCAACACGGUCGUGUGUCCCAACCUGACGGUGGCGGGGCAGUACUCGCGCAGCCACGGCGUCGACAGCAUCACGCCCGAGGGAGACACCACUAACAAGCGCGGAGCGCUGAGCGGUGGUUGGAUCGACCCGCAAAAGUCGCGCAUCAACGCCGUGCGCGCGGCCAACAAGUGGAGGGACGAGUUCGACCAGCUGGUCUCUCGGUCGCGCGACAUCCGUCGGCAGAUUGAGGCCAAGGACCAGGAGAUCACGGGUGCCAUGUCGGAGCUGCAGAAGGCGGAGCAGAAGCUGCGCCAGGCUGACGACGGGUUCGAGCCUGCGGCGCACCAGCUGCGCAGCCUGGUGUCGCACCUCGAAAACGAGCGGGCGCACCUGGACGCGGCCGUCCGGCGCCGUGACACGGUAGACAAGAACGUCAGCGGCUUCAUAGAGGACCGCGAGGCGCUCAAUGCCGAGCUGCAGACCGACUUCAAGAAGAGCCUGACGGCCGAGGAGGAGCAGCAGCUCGAGGAGCUCAGCUCGCUGACGCAGCAGCUGCAGAAGCAGUGGAACGAGGCCAGCGUGGCCCGGCGCCGACUCGAGAGUCGCAAGCAGAUCCUCGAGGCUGACCUCCGUCAGAACCUACAACUCAAGCUCGACCAGCUCAACGGGCAGGUGUUUGAGGACUCCGCCUCAGGAACGACGUCGGAGGGUCUCACAGAUGUGCGCCGCGAACUGGCCAAGGCGCAGCGGGCGUCCAACUCGGUCGACGCCGACCUCGCCGAGAUCGAGGCCAAGGCCGAGCAGGUCAACUCUCGCAUCAACGAGCUGACAUCCGACAAGGCGAAUCGCGAACAGGCGCAGGCUGAGAUCUCGGCGCGCAUCGAGAAGCAGCAGAAGCGCGUCGAGAAGAGUCUUGCCAAGAAGAGCAUCCUCAUGAAUCAGCUGGCCGAGUGUGCCAAGAACAUUCGCGAUCUUGGCGUGCUGCCCGAGGAGGCGUUUGACAAGUAUGAGAACAUGGAGACCAAGACUGUAAACGAGGCCCUGAAGAAGUACAAGCACGUCAACAAGAAGGCGUUUGAGCAGUACAACAGCUUCACGACGCAGCAGGACCAGCUGAUGAAGCGACGCAAGGAGCUGGACGAGUCGCAAGGAUCCAUUGAGGAGCUGGUGGAGCACCUGGACCGACGCAAGGAUGAGGCCAUCGAACGCACUUUCAAGCAGGUGUCGCGCGAGUUCUCGACCAUAUUCGGCAAGCUCGUUCCCGCGGGACACGGGCGGCUGGUGAUCCAGCGGCGUGCGGACCGGGGCCGUCAGCCCCAGCCGCCGCCGGACGAGUCCGAAGACGAGGCGGCCCGCGGCAGCGUGGAGAACUACAUCGGCGUGGGCAUCAGCGUCUCGUUCAAUUCCAAGGAGCUGGACGAGCAGCAGCGCAUCCAGCAGCUCAGCGGCGGGCAGAAGAGUCUGUGCGCCCUGUGCCUCAUCUUCGCCCUCCAGGCCACCGAGUCGUCUCCCAUGGUCAUCUUUGACGAGGUGGACGCCAACCUGGACGCGCAGUACCGUACGGCCGUCGCGUCACUGCUCCAGUCCAUCUCGAACGAGAUCGGCACCCAAUUCAUCUGCACCACCUUCCGUCCGGAAAUUGUGCUUGUCGCCGAUAAGAGCUAUGGCGUGACAUUCCGUAACAAGACUUCCUCCAUCGACUGUGUCAGCACGGAGGACGCUCUCGAGUUUGUUGAGGGACAGGCCAAACCUGCUUAG